AUGGAGUCAAUCGCUAGCGGGUCAUCAACUCGUCUUUGUGCACUUUGUUCAAUCCCUGCACGUUAUACUUGUCCGAGGUGCUCAACUCCAACAUGUUCUCUAACCUGCUCUCGUACCCACAAAUCCAACACUGGAUGUAACGGUGAACGCAAUAAGGCGGCUUAUGUGCAGAUGAAUGCUUAUGGGUGGGGCACGAUGAUGCGCGACUAUUGUUUUCUCGAAGAAGUAGGCAGAAAAGUGAGCGGAUGGGGAGGUGAAAUUGCUCGUGAAGGUUAUGCAACAAAUGCGAAGGUAAAAGAUACGAGGGGAAGAGGGGGUGCACGGGGUGCCAGGGGAAGAGGCAGAGGUGGAAGGGGCCUUUCAAGGGGUGGUGGAUCAUCCAAAAGAGAUUUGCUAAAAGCUCAUCUAGACAACUUGGACAUCGAGAUGGAUGUCCUGCCCGUUGGAAUGCAACGCAGAAAGGUAAACCAGUCAACUCUUGAUGCAAAGUCGCAGGCUGCAUUAUUGACGAUAGAGUUCAGGUUUUACCCCGGAGCGUCGCAAUCUUCUUCAUCUGCGGCAUCAGUUCCAUAUACCACACUUGUGCACCGCAACCCCAUCAAUUCCUCUCUAAUCACCCUUCUUCAGAGACAUAUUCCUCAGCAUCCAUGUUCCAACAAGGACCAUCCCAAGCCGAAGAAAGAUCAUCCUUGUCCAGACUGGGUUACUUCUCUUGUUCACCCCCAUCCAGACGAUCCCGAAGGCUUCAAAAUUCCUCUCUGUUACCUACCUGCACAAAUGGACUUGGCCAGUAUUCCGUAUUAUCCAGGUGUCGGAGUGCAGACCGGCCCAUCUUUCUAUAAACUUUGCCCCUCUCAGACUCUUCACGAAUUGCUUCAGGGAACGCACUUCGCGGAAUUUCCCACCAUCCACGUAUACGAUCCGGAUUUGUCUACAUCCGCUGGAAAUAUUGUGGCCAAAAGGGGUCAGCCCUCGCCGAUGUCCGAGCACGAGCACGAUGUCAGAGCUAUCAAAAGGCGAAAGCUAAGUGCGAAAGCGGGGAGAAAGGCAAUCUCAGGACUCGUCGGCGACUACGGAAGUGAUAGCGAGUCUGCAUCGGAAAAAGGAGCGGCAAACGAGACACGAGACGAGCUGGGGGCUUUAGGGAGCUAUGCGGAAAGCGAAAAUGGCGACCAAGACUCUCCUGCAGAGGCACGCACCGCUGAAGAUGACAUGACCAGCACAGGCUCUUUCUCAGCUGAUGAAGGAGAAGGCCCCGAGCUUGAUUAUGCUGCCGUUCUCGAGUUGAUCAAGCAAGCACACGGCGCAGCCGACGAUGAUUCGGAGGCGGUAGAUUGGGGUGACGAUUGGGAUGAAGACGUAGCGGAGUAA
Suillus clintonianus is the source of this 1371-nucleotide messenger RNA. RefSeq lists its product as uncharacterized. Gene Ontology annotation, cellular component: nucleus; pre-snoRNP complex. Gene Ontology annotation, biological process: snoRNA localization; maturation of LSU-rRNA from tricistronic rRNA transcript (SSU-rRNA, 5.8S rRNA, LSU-rRNA); box C/D snoRNP assembly. NCBI's taxonomy places the organism in Eukaryota, Fungi, Basidiomycota, Agaricomycetes, Boletales, Suillaceae. The transcript is spliced from 2 exons. Bases 1 to 1371 code for a protein of 456 amino acids. The record is from RefSeq and is a predicted model, not a curated record.